AUCGGAACGAGAAUCAACAAUGAAAAAUAUUUGAGAGAGCAUCUAGAGGUGGAGGCCUUAAUAAGUGACUUUUUAAGGUUUGUUAAUUGGCUGGCACUGGUUGACGGUAAAUAUUCAGACAUAUUAUUCUCCUUCUCCAUGAGGGCUCUCAAGCACUCUAGCUCCAGAAAUUAAUAACAAAUACAAUUCUGUUUCAUAUUUAGCUACAGUAAUGAAGUCUAACUGGCCAGUUGCUUGGGUACCUGCUUCUUGUUUUUUUACAGAGAUGUAUUUCUCAAAAGACCCACAGACAUUCGAGAGUUCGCAGCAGGUGGGUUCAGCCAACACAAACUGACACGCACACAAAGAUACAAACAGACAGGGACAGUCCUCUACUUUGAACUACCAAUAAUGAACAUAAUAUUUUCUCUCUUUCAGAUUACUUUACCAACCCAAACCUUUGUAUGAUCAUUGGCUCCAAACUGCAGGGCGGUCCUGCCGACACAGGCACAGACUGA
Messenger RNA from Coregonus sp. 'balchen', 497 nucleotides. NCBI's taxonomy places the organism in Eukaryota, Metazoa, Chordata, Actinopteri, Salmoniformes, Salmonidae. The record is from the annotation of a GenBank genome assembly.